Messenger RNA from Frieseomelitta varia, 3861 nucleotides. It is a transcript of the gene Cip4, whose product is annotated as formin-binding protein 1-like. NCBI's taxonomy places the organism in Eukaryota, Metazoa, Arthropoda, Insecta, Hymenoptera, Apidae. Gene Ontology annotation, biological process: signal transduction. The coding region runs from base 184 to 1797 and encodes 537 amino acids. The transcript has 9 exons. The record is from RefSeq and is a predicted model, not a curated record. Gene Ontology annotation, molecular function: protein binding.
GAGGUAAAUUAUUUUCCUUACUAGGAGAUCUUGGGUCGUUGCAUUUGUUGCAACCAGGUUGCCUGAUUACACGUGCACUGAUAAUCUGUUUUCGUUUCUGAUUUCAGACGUCUCGUAAAGAGCUAUCAACCCAAGAAGAAGGAGGAGGAGGAUUAUCAGUAUAGCCCAUGCCGAGCGUUCAAAAUGGAGCUGAACGAGGUAAACGAUCAGGCAGGACAGAGGGAAGUGAUCGCGGAGAAUUUACAGGCAAACGUGCUAAGGGAAUUGAAUAUUCUCGUGAAGGAUUUCAAGGAGGAUCGUAAAAAGCAUCUUCAAGAAGGCGCCAGAUUGAUGGCGAACCUGACCGGUCAGAUUGGAAAUCUGGAACGUGCUAGGAAGGCUUACGAAAAAGCUUUCCGCGAAGCGGAAAGAGCAGUGGAGAAUUAUCAGAGGGCAGACGCCGAUUUGAAUCUUUCGAGAGCGGAAGUCGAGAAGCAGAGGAUGAACAUGACUUUGAAAACACAGCAGAGCGAGGAGGCGAAAACCGAGUACGCGAAUCAGUUGCAGAAAACAAACGACAUGCAAACGCUACAUUAUCACACGGCCAUGCCAGAAGUAUUCCAACAUCUGCAGGAGCUCGAUGAAAAGAGAAUAAAAAACAUGCGAAACUACAUGCUUAAAUCCGUAGAAAUAGAACGAGCAGUGGCUCCGAUAAUCGCUCAGUGUUUAGACGGUAUCGAGAAAGCGGCAAAUGAGAUCAAUGAAAAAAAAGACACGUUAUUGGUGAUCGAACGUUACAAAAGCGGCUUCCAGCCUCCGGGAGAUUUUCCAUUCGAAGACCUUUCCGUAGCAAAAACGUAUGACAGCAAUAGUCAGCUGUCGCAGCCUGUGAUGCAGCCAAUACACAAUCAUCACUUAACAGCGAAGGGUACCGUUUCCGGUAGUAAAAUCAAGAAGAGAGUUGGUCUAUUCGGAAUAUUCAGUAGCAAUAAGAAGUUGAUCGAGGUGGGCAUAGCUUUGAAGAAUAACGUGGCUGGAUAUGGCGACGGUGCGAAGGAGGAUUGCAGCGAUCUACCUCCAAAUCAACGCAAGAAGCGACUGCAACAGAGGUUGGAUGAAAUUCAAGCGAAAAUUCAGCAAGAGACUGCGGCCAGGGAUGGCUUGAUGAAGAUGAAGGGCGUGUACGAGCAAAAUCCUGCAUUAGGUGAUCCGAUGAGCAUAGAAGGACAAUUGAAUCAAUCGAGCAACAAGCUAGACAAACUCGGCGCGGAGUUGGCAAAGUUCCAAGGUUAUCUUGAAGAAGCAAUGCGCGCCGACAUCAGUUUAUCCAGUCCCAGUCAAGCACCACGAAAACCGACUAGUAAUGGUUCUGCAACGAGACCGCUAAGUUCAAGAAGAUCCAGUCAUUCAGGAGGAGAGGAAAGUCUUUCAAGAUCGGCGUCUGACUCAAGCGUAAGCAACACGAAUGCUAAUCAAUCAAUGCAUAAGAAAAGUGCUCCGGGUACACCUCAGCCGACGCACGGUUCCACGAAUAGCCCGGAAUCUGGUCUUGGAGAAUCGAGGACAUCGCUUCCUGGUAGUGGUGGAGAAGAAUAUUACGUUGAUGAAAUUGAUGCUCAACCGCCAUUGGGAACGUGUAGAGCUCUUUAUCCUUUCGAUGCGACUAGCGAAGGCUCAAUACCUAUGUACGAUGGAGAAGAGUUGUACAUGAUUGAAUUAGAUCAAGGGGAUGGGUGGACUCGUGUUCGUCGUAUUUCACAACCAAUCGAGGGUUUUGUACCUACAUCUUACAUAGAGUGUCAUUUGUAUAACACUUAGCCGCUUCUUUUAGGACGUUAAACAAUUGUGAAGUGGUGAAGUUCUAAGAUUAUUUAUGCUAUUAGUUCGAUAUGAACGAUUAAAAAUAGCAAUUCAUGUGAGUGUCAGUGAGGGUUCUGUGUUGGUUAAAUGGCACAAAAUUUCAGGAUAUACUCUGGUCAAAUCAUGGGCCUAAAUGUCAAUGAUGUUAUAUAAAUGAGAAUUAAUAUAUGUGCCAAUAUUCUGAUUUUUGAGAGAAUCUUAUGACUCAUCAGAUUCAGUUAUGUCCAACACACUUCUCUCUAGCUUCCAUCAGUUCCAUCGCAAGAACAAAGGAAGAACAAAGAGAAAAUAAGUUUCACUUUUAAGAUUUAGCUUCUUUUAUACAGUGAUUGAUAAGUUGAACUCACUUAAUACUAAAUAUAAUAAUUAUGAUCGUAAAAUUACUUAAAAAACGAUUACGCCCAACCAUUUAAAAGAAUUUCAUCGUACAUGUUCAAUAUUUACAAAAUACGAUACAUUUUUCUAAGAAAAAUGAUAAAAGCACCCUGAUCACUUGGAUCAUUCUGGAAACGUGUUUCUGUAAUUUAGAUGUGCACAAGUGAACAAUUUGCAACUUAAAAAUUAUUUGCAAAAUAAUGAAAGUAAAUACCUGUCGUAUAAUAUACACGUACACAUAUGUAACAUGUGCUCCGCCUAUACAUCACGGAUAAAAAUGAUCAUUGUUAUAAUUGCGCGAGUUUUUAUAUGUAUAUAUUUUUUUUUAAUUCGGUUGUAAAGCAGGCAAUUCACGAAUGAAUUCGAGUUAUCCCUGCCGAAGUUUAGGAAACUGAUCAAUUCUAGAGUGCUUUUAAAUUUACUUUUUAUUUAAAUCUUAUAUAUAUGUAUGACAGAAAUGUAUUUUUUAUUUUAAUAUAUUGAUGUCUGUUUUUUCAGUCGACGAUAGAAAAGUGAUGGUCACUUCUUUACAAUUAUUUUUGAAUCUUUUUUAUCUUCUAUUGUUGUAUAAGUUUAUCAAUUGACGUCGUUUUUAUUGUUUUUUCUUUUUCCUAAUGCAACAAGAAGGUGAUUAGGUGGUGCUCUGUACAGCAAAUAGAUUCCGAAGAUUGGACGGCUAAGUUUUGUUUAUGAUAUUGUCUGGAUGUGAAUUUAGUUAGGAUAUAUUUCUGUACAUAUUGCAAGGGAUAUGGGAGAAAAAAACGAGAAAUGAAUGGUACGUGUGUGAGUGCCAGAUUCAAUGUACACUCUGCGAAGCGAUGAAUUUGUUUCCAUUGCAGGUACAAAUGCGGAAUAGCGGCGUUGGCAUUUUUCGUUUAAGAAAACGCCUCUGUUUUGAUAUCUUUGGAAAGAACUUCUAGCUUCGCAGUUACAAAGUCUAGAUUCGUCCUAGAUUUGAUUGCGAUGUAUUGAAAUCGUGUAGUCACAUAUAUGCUCGCGUAUUAAAAAUAUGUAUAUGUAUAUAUAUAUAAACUAUAAUCACUCAUUAAAAUAUAGCUUCGGUAUAUAAGGUACGCAAGUACAGAAAAUAAAACGAAGAUCAAGAGCCCUUUCCUCAGCCGCAAUUGCUGCCUAUUCAUUCGCUAUAAUUUCUUUAUUCCCUGACGUAUGUGCGAUUAUAUAGUGCGAUAAGUUUUGCUGCAUUUUCCAAGUAAUCGGUAAUAAGCAUGCGGCACGUGUUUCUACGGGAUCUUUUUUUUUUUUUAAUUUAUCAUUACCGUCAGAGAGAAAGCAUUAAGAAAGUUUAAAUUUUGCGAGAGUCAUCAGUAUUUUCGCGUUCGGAUAUCGAUUUCAAUAGAAAGUCAAUCGCGAUACUUUUCGCUUGAAUAUCUAUCGUUGAUAGGCUGUAUCACUUUAUCAAAGUGGAAAGAGAAAACCAUUAGAUAACGAUAGAGAACAGAAAAAAAGGACGAGAUCCAUAUGUCUACCUUAAUUCUUAACGUUCAAGUGCGUCCAUUCUAUGUAUAUUUUGUGAUUUUAUAUCCACGAACAAGUAUUGUAGAUAAUUAACUUCGCGACUCAUUAUACGUUUAAUUAUUAUUAUUAAUUAUUAUUAUUAAUAUUGAAAAAAUAUAGCUACUAAACCAA